This is a messenger RNA of Cololabis saira (Pacific saury), 883 nucleotides long. Its product is annotated as cytochrome c-b. The transcript has 3 exons. The record is from RefSeq and is a predicted model, not a curated record. Gene Ontology annotation, cellular component: mitochondrial intermembrane space. Lineage: Eukaryota; Metazoa; Chordata; Actinopteri; Beloniformes; Belonidae. Bases 141 to 458 code for a protein of 105 amino acids. Gene Ontology annotation, biological process: mitochondrial electron transport, ubiquinol to cytochrome c; mitochondrial electron transport, cytochrome c to oxygen. Gene Ontology annotation, molecular function: electron transfer activity; heme binding.
CGUUGCAGUUCCGAGUAAAACUGCUGGAAAACUGAACACGUUUCGGUCACUAGGCAGAGCCGGUAACAGGACGACGCCAGGAAGGUCAAAAGUUUCUUCAGACCGAUCGAGAAGGUCACACACGUAAAGAAAAAGGAAUCAUGGUUGGAGACGUUGCCAAAGGCAAGAAGACUUUUGUGCAGAAAUGUGCUCAGUGUCAUACUGUGGAAAACGGUGGGAAGCACAAGGUGGGUCCCAACCUUUGGGGCCUCUUCGGGCGGAAAACGGGCCAGGCACCAGGCUUCAGCUAUACAGAUGCCAACAAAAGCAAAGGCAUUACCUGGGGUGAAGAUACCUUGAUGGUAUACUUGGAAAACCCCAAGAAAUACAUCCCAGGAACAAAGAUGAUCUUCGCUGGCAUCAAGAAGAAGACUGAGCGGACCGACCUCAUAGCAUAUCUCAAGUCCUCGACUUCCUGAAGAGCUCUUCUUCUCUGUUCCUAUACCCAUUUCCAUGUCUUGAAGAAAAGAAACACAACAACUCAGAAGACCAGAACUCAUAAUAUUUUUCCAAACAGAGGCUGAAUAUGAACCAGUGUGUGAAUGUUCGCCGAGUUGGGACCUCAGUUGAAGCUGUACAUUUAUUUUUGAUACCAAUCGCCCCUUUUCCGAGUAAAUUAUACCUCCUGGUUUUAACAGGUGUCUUUUCUUUUUAUGUUAACUGUCAGUCACUGUAGUGUGCAUUCUCACUCUGGGAUGUAAAUUAUUCUAGAUGCAUCUUUUUUUUUCCCCCAUUCUGAGCAGUUGUCUGCUCCACUAACUCAUUGCUUCAUGUUUCCAUAAUACAUCCACAUGUUGUGAUGUUUUUCCGUUUGUAAAUGUAAUUAAACUUACACUAAACAAUA